UACAGGAAGGGUGUGGAGACUUUGGAGAGGGUGCAGGAGAGGUUCACCAGGGCACUGCCUGGACUACAGGGCAUGAACUAUAAGGAGAGGGGGAGAGCUGCUCUGUUCAUGUGUGUGGGGAGGCUGCUGAAGAUGGCAGUGUGGUGCUGGAAUCGAUUUCACCGGCUGCUCAAACUGACCAGCGGCCGCGGUUGUGCAGCUCGACUUCUCAGUGCUGGGUUGAUGGAGGAGAAGAAGUUGGUGAUCUGCGUCGAAGGGAACAUUGCAAGUGGGAAGACUACAUGCUUGGAGUACUUUGCAAAAUAUAGUAACAUUGAGGUUCUACUGGAGCCCAUCUCAAAGUGGAGGAACAUCUGGAACCACAACCUGCUGAGCCUCAUGUACGAAGAUCCCUCACGCUGGGCGAUUACGUUACAGACCUACGUACAACUGACUAUGUUACAGCAGCACACUCGGCCUCGGACACUGCCCUUCCAAAUGAUGGAGAGAUCCAUUUACAGCGCCAAGUAUGUCUUUGUGGAGAAUCACUACCAAAGCUCCAUAAUGCCCGCUGUGGAUUACGCUGUGUUGUCCGAGUGGUUUGAUUGGAUCGUGGCUAACACCAACGUUCAGGUUGACUUGAUUGUGUAUCUGCAGACCACACCGGAGACCUGCUACCAGAGGCUGAAAGCCAGGUGUCGGAACGAGGAGAAGGUCAUUCCUUUGGACUAUUUGAGAAGACUUCAUCAGCUUUAUGAAGACUGGCUGGUCAAACAGACUUCAUUCAAAGUCCCUGCACCCGUGCUGGUGAUCCCUGCAGACCAGGAUCUCGAGGAGAUGCUGGAACAAUACGAGGCACACAGGGAGAAGAUUCUCUAUCCCAAUCCCACCAUCCUUCAGAACCUGAACUUAGCAAGAGGAGGGAAGCCAGGUGAAACAAUAGUCUGCAUCCCGUGACUAGACAGACAGCCUAGGUGGGCACUUGGCUUACAAACUGAAAAGUUGAUUGCCGUCGAUAGUUCGGAACCUACAGCGCUGUUGGAGGUACUGCAUUGAACUUGACACUGGAGCAUGCCAAUGUUGUCCAACUGGUCCAUACUGUUGUUCAUACUCAGUGUGAAUACCCCCUCUCUCCUCUCAUCCUGUCAGCAGAUCCUUCUGUUCCUUUCAAGUUGUACAAGUUAACAAACCAGUCAGUUUUGGGAAGACAAGAGACGACAAGAUGCUGGAAUCUGUAGCAAAGGAGUCUGGAGAUCUCCCCUGUUGCAGAGUCUCGACCCCAAACAUUGACAAUUCCUUUUCCUGCCACAGAUGCUGCUUGCAUUGCUGAAUUCCUCCAGCAGACUGUUUGUUGCAGUUACUGUUGGAGCUUGCAAUUAUAAUAGGCUCAAAUGAAAAGUCAGGAAGUUAUACUAACCUUUAUAGAAAAUACUAAUUUCAUUUCAGGUGAAACAUAAGAGUUAUGCUGUAGGCAAUGUGUGACUUGUGCCUCUUCCUACAUUCAUUACAGGGUCGUGAUUAACCUGAUGUCAUCGUGUUAGAGUCUGACCUGGGAUAAAUAAGAGACCAGAUUUCUUAUUCUGCAGUGAUAUGACUUUUUAAAGUUUACUUUAAAUUCUCAACCUCGAUGUAAAGGCUGAUGCUACAAUACCCUCCCCUCCACGCCACAACCUGAGUCCAAAGAUACAUUGAGGAAUGACUUAAUAUAAUACUUUUAGUAUAUUACAUAGUUGUAAUUUGAAUUGCAUUCCAGGUGGGGAAAUGACCUGUUACAAUGGAAUUAUACUGUUUCAGUGGGGUUACACUUCAAGUGGGAAAGUGUUUACAGUGGAGUGAUAUUUAAGGUGGAAAAAUACAAAUUCCAAGACUCUUCCUCCCCAGUCUUUAUGUUGUUUGUUGAAACGGUCUCACUUACCCGCACUAUUGUUGCUGAUGAUAUGCUAUUCUGUAAAAAUGGUGCUUGAGACAUCAGGAAUUUGAGUUAAAUCAUUCUCUGUUUGUAAUUUAAAAUAUUGUCUUAACAGUUCUCAGCUCAGUAAUGAUCCAGCCACUGAGUAUUCCCAAAGGCUUUGGGUGUGAAUUCCGACUGUUUGGAGUCCUGGUGGGUGUGAAUUUCAUAAUUUUGGUGGAUCGUCAAAAGCUUCACAGGGUCAGAGAAGAUUGUUAACCUUGCUCUGUGUCUUUUUGCAUUUUAUAGAAUUCUUGGUUGUCUCAUCUGCUUAAGGGAUAGAUAUUGCAAGAAUGCCAGCGGUAUCUACACUACCCUUUUGAGUUAAUGCAGUGGGAUCUUUCUGCCCAGCCUAGAGCCCAGAUUGGGCUCCAGGUUUAACAUCACCGUUGAAGGAUGGAAGCUCUGACAGUGCAGCACUCCCACAGCAUUGCAGUGGGAGGUAUCCUCCUGGAUUAUGAGGAGUCUCUGGAGUGAGACUUGAAUCUGUGAUCUUCUAACUGCCAGUUAGAACACGAUCUCUGACAGAAUAUACCCUAUCGCCACAAGGGUGAGCAUAGAACAGUACAGCACAGGAGCAGACUCUUCAGCCCACCUUCUUUGGCUAGGGUGUGGUCCAAUGGGAAUCAGCCAUCAUGUCAUUAACUACGUGUUCUGUACAGUUGCAACGUAAUGCCCUAACUCUAUGUGCUAUGCACAACCCAUGAAGGCAAGCAUACCUUCUUCACCACCCCUUCAACCAGUUUUGCCACUUUCAGGGAACAACGGACUUGGACUCCAAGGUUUAUCAAGAUUCCUUAGUGCCCUGCCAUUUACUACGUUAUACCCCUAUCUAACUUCCCAAAAUGCAACAUUUUGCACUUGUCAGAAUUAAAUUCCAUCUGAACGUGCGCCAGCCAAAGUUCCAUCUGAUCUAUAUCCUGCUGUAGGCUUAGAUACCCUUCCUCACUGUCCACAAUGCCACCACCAAUUUUUGUGUCUUCUGCAGACUUAUCAUACCUUCCUACAUUCACAUCCGGGUCAUUAAUGUAUAUCACAAAUGGCCUACUAUGUGGGACCUUGUCAAAAGCCUACAUAAAAUCCAGAUAGACCGGCCUUCAUCAAUCUCAGCUAACUCCUCAGAACAAAACUCAAAUCAAAUCAGUGAGACAGGACAUCCCCCUCUCUAAGCCAUGCUGACUCUCCCUAAACAGUCCCUGUUUUUCCAGAUGAGCAUAAAUCCUGUCCCUUAGAAUUUUUUCCAUUUUCCCUAACACACGAUGCAAGGCUCACCAGCCUGUAGUUACCUGGCUGGUCCCUGCUGCACUCGAAAGAAACAACAUUAGUUAACCUCCAGUUUUCUUUGUCAGCCUCACCUGUGGCUAACAAAGAUACAAAAACCUGUGCCAGGGUUCCAGCAAUCUCCUCCCUUGUUUCCAUAGCAUUCUGCGAUAGAUCUUAUCCAGCCCUGGAGGUUUAUACACCCUAGUGCAUUGCAAGACAUCUAACAUCACCACCGUAAUACCGACCUGCUCCAAACCACCAAUGUACCCCUCCCUCAACUCACUGUCCACCACAUCCUUCUCCUUAGUGAAUACAGAUCAGAAGUAUUAUUUAGGGACCUUAUCCACAUCCCCUGUCUCCACACAUAGAUUACCUCUUUGGUCCCUAAGGGGACCCACUCUUUCCCAGACUACCCUCGUGCUCCUAAUAUAGAAUGACCUAGGAUUCUCGUUAACCUAACCUGCCAAGGAUAUUUCGUGGCUCCUUUUUGCCCUCCUAAUUUAUUUAUUUGUUUUCUCUUGUACACUCGACAUUCUUCAAGGGUCUUGCUGGAUUGUAGUUGUGUCCCUGACCAGACCUAAAUCAUCCAAGUUUCCCUAAUCUUGCCAUCUUUGCCUUCCACCCUUACCAGAACAUUACGGCCCUGAUCUUUGCUUACUCUCGUCUUCUUAUUAUCUGCCCCGUGAUAAUCUUCUUGGGUCUGGAAGGCGGAAGGAGCGAGGGGAAGUUAAAUCUGCUGGGCAGCCCUCCCCUCCAGCACCAACCCUAGCUGUUGCUGUGGAUCACUGUGAACUUUCUGGGCUCAUGGUUGGGGCAGGGACUGUUGCAUUGCCACAGGUAAAGAUCGGAAGCUGAGUACAGAUCUGUUAUGCAGGAUGGAAACAGGCCAGUCAGCCUGGCUGGCGGGCAUCCAUCCAAAUCAAUCCUAUCUUCUAGCACUUGGUCUGUACCCUUCAAUACCUGGGCAAUUCAAGUGCUUGUCUAUACACUUCUUAAAUGCACUAAUUGACUAUACUUCCACCACUCUCUCAGGCAGUAUAUUCCUGGUACUCACCACUGUCUGGGUGACAAAGGUCCCAUAAGACCAUAAGACAAAGGAGCAGAAGUUGGCCAUUCAGCCCAUCGAAUCUGCUCCACGAUUCUAUCAUGAGCUGAUCCAUUCUCUCAUUUAGCCCCACUCCCCUGCCUUAGAACCAUAGAACAAUACAGCACAAUACAGGCCCUUCGGCCCACCAUGUUGUGCUGCCCUUUAAACCACACCUCUAAGACUAUCUAACCCCUUCCUCCCACAUAACCCCCUAUUUUAAAUUCCUCCAUAUGCUUAUCUAACAAUCUCUUGAACUUGACCAGUGUAUCAGCCUCCACCACCACCCCAGGCAGCGCAUUCCAUGCACCAACCACUCUCUGGGUGAAAAACCUCCCUCUGAUAUCUCCCUUGAACUUCCCACCCAUUACCUUAAAGCCAUGCCCUCUUGUAUUGAGCAUUGGUGCCCUGGGAAAGAGGCGCUGGCUGUCUACUCUAUCUAUUCCUCUUAAUAUUUGUACACCUCUAUUAUGUCUCCCUUCAUCCUCCUCUCCAAAGAGUAAAGCCCUAGCUCCCUUAGUCUCUCCUCACAAUGCAUACUCUCCAAUCCAGGCAGCAUCCUGGUAAAUCUCCCCUGCACCCUUUCCAACGCCUCCACAUCCUUCCUAUAAUGAGGCGACCAGAAUUGGACACAGUACUCUAAGUAUGGUCAAACCAGAGUUUUGUAGAGCUGCAUCAUUACCAUGUGGCUCUUAAACUCAAUCCCACGACUUAUGAAAGCUAACAUCCCAUAAGCUUUCUUAACUACCUUAUCCACCUGUGAGGCAACGUUCAGUGAUCUGUGGAUAUGAACCCCCAGAUCCGUCUGCUCCUCUACACUGCCCAGAAUCCUGCCAUUAACCUUGUACUCCGCCUUGGAGUUUGUCCUUCCAAAGUGUACCACCUCACCAUAACCUUUGAUGCCCUGGCUACUCAGAUACCUAUCAAUCUCUGCCUUAAAUACACCCAAUGACGUUGCCUCCACAGCCGCCCGUGGCAACAAAUUCCACAGAUUCACCACUGUCUGGCUAAAGAAAUUUCUCUGCAUCUCUGUUCUGAAUGGGCGCCCUUCAAUCCUGAAGUCAUGCCCUCUUGUACUAGACUCCCCUACCAUGGGAAACAACAUUGAUUUCACCACCCCCCCCCCCCGAAUCUCUUAUCCCUCAUCCUAAAUCUAUGUCCUUUGGUUUUAUUCACCUCUGGUAGGGAAAAAUUUUCCUGCAGUCUCUCUACACCUACCGAUCUGUCACGGGGUUUACUUUCAGAAAAAAAUUCUUUUGUCCCGCCCACAUGGACAAAUCAACACAUCACCUUGUCUCCCUGCACAACCUAUUUAUGAGCACAGAAGAAAACAGGAGGAGGCCACUCGGCCCUUUCAAGCCUACCCCACCUUUCAAUAUGAUCAUGGCUGACCUAUCCCUGGCCCCAACUCUUCCUCUGUGCCAGAUCCUCAAUCCCUCAUCUUUCAAAACUUUAUCUACUUCCUCUUUAAAGACUUAUAACAAGCCAGCCUCCCCAACUCUCUGGAGUAGUGAGUUUCAGAGAUUCACCCCUCUCUGGGAGAAGAACAUUUCUACCUACCUUGGUUUUAAACGACCAGCUCCUUAUCUUGAAACCAUGUCCCCCUUGCUCAAGGCAAAGUUAAUUUAUAAGUUGCUGAUACAGGCCAUCUCUUGGUUCCGGUUUUACAGACACCUGUCAGUCGAUUUUGUCCAUAAGUUGGAAAAUACACAAAAAAAAUCACUCUAUAUGGUAGCCAUAGCUCCACAGUAUUGGAAUGAAUGGCACUUAAAGCACGUUAAACUGAUAAGAAAGAACGAUUACUAAAAGUGUAGAGGGAGAGGAAACUAGUUCUGACAUUCGUAGGAAUGUAUGUACAUCGGACUUUUGAAUUUAAAAUUAUGGGAGCUCGUUCAUAUGUAGUAGUGUCGAUAAGUUGGGUGUUGCCUAACCUGGGGAUGGCCUGUAAACUGGAAUGUAAAUCAAGUGUUUGCAGCAGGAACUGUGAUAGAGAGAGUUAUUUGGCUCCAGAACGAGAACAUUAAAUUUGGCCUUGGGUGGUUGAGGGGGUAACGUUAAAAUGUGGAGGUCAGAUCCAGUCCAGAUCAAAGCACCACUUCCUCUUACUGCAAGCAAAUUGGCCAGAUUCUGCUGAGCGAUUAACCACUUCUAAUGGAGGAAUCGGUAACUUCUGGAGUUGGCUCAUCGACAGCUAAAUCCAUAAGGGCUGCCUCACUGCAGAGGAACGAGGGAUCACUUGACAGAGGCUGGCGAUUCUCACCUUUGCUUAUAUGUGUACGGGCAGUGACUCCUUGAUCCUCUGGCAAGGAAGCACUGACCAUACACAUAUGUUGGUGCGACCUUCUCUAGAGUGACGUACGGAAGUCAGAAAACUGAGAUCAGGUAUGUAUGCAUACUCUCAUAAUAAAAUUCACUCUAAAUCUUGUGUGUCGUUGCUUCAAGUGCAAGGGAAUUUUAAGUACCAUCCUAAACCAUAAUUACUUCUCAACAAAAGUUCUGGCUUGGAAAAAGAAAUAGCUGUAUACAUGUGGAUAAUCAUUCCCUCAGCAUCCAAAUGUCUCAACAUUUUACACUGAAUUAAAGUGGUAUAAUUAAAAACUUUUUAUUUUUCUAGGCUUUUGUUUUUACAAUUUUUCCAAUUAUUUAACUCUUUGAAAUGUUUAAAAAAUGAAGUUAAAAGUUGUAUUCACCACAUGGUUUGUUGUCUGUGCAAUCUCUUUGGGGUAGGUGUGGAAAAAGAUUGGGGGAGGACGGUGGGGGGAGAGAAUGGGUAGAGGAUGGAGGAAUAUGGUAGGUGGGGGUGGGCUGAUAGGGUGUUGGAGGGACUGAAGAUCAGGGUAGGGUGGAGGGGACUGUGGAAGGGGUGAGCAGGAGGUUUGGGGGGAUGGGAGAGGGAGGUUGGUGUAGAGAUGUAAAUGGGAUGGUAUGGUGGGAUGGAGGGAUUGGUCAUGAGGAAGAGCUUAGGGAUAGGGGAUUUUGGGCUGUUGUGGAGGAUGGGAUGGAGUGGGAGAAGGGGAGGGUGCAGAGUUUUGGGGGUCAGGAGGCAGAUUGAAUGCGAGGGAGCAGAAGGUGAGGCUAAUGAUUUGCAGUGGUACCAAGGAUCGUUUCCUCCUCAACUAACAACAGAAGGUGAGCAGGUGGUGGCCAUCUUGGCAACAGUGACCCCGUUGUCCCAUCGAUAGAAACAGGACUUGUGAGAACUUCCACAAUGAGACGCAAAUAGUCACACCUUCCCCAACCACCCCACUCUCACCCCUCUCCAACACCAUGGUCCCACCAAACUCAUCACCCCACCCCUCAGCCUCACCACCCCACUCACCCCCCCCCCAACACCAUGGUCCCACCAAACUCAUCACCCCACCCCUCAGCCUCGCCACCCCACUCUCACCCCUCUCCAACACCAACGUCCCACCC
Molecule: messenger RNA, 7688 nt
Organism: Pristis pectinata (smalltooth sawfish)
Lineage: Eukaryota; Metazoa; Chordata; Chondrichthyes; Rhinopristiformes; Pristidae
Gene: tk2
Product: thymidine kinase 2
Exons: 11
Coding region: 73-936 (287 amino acids)
Cellular component (GO): cytoplasm; mitochondrion
Molecular function (GO): deoxynucleoside kinase activity
Source: RefSeq, a predicted model, not a curated record